Molecule: messenger RNA, 712 nt
Organism: Paramecium octaurelia
Lineage: Eukaryota; Ciliophora; Oligohymenophorea; Peniculida; Parameciidae
Source: the annotation of a GenBank genome assembly
AUGGCUCACAAUCCAAUCAUCGAUCAUUAAUCGAACAGCACAGAUCAUUCAAUUGAAAAUUUGUCUGAUCAAAAUUCAGAAGAAUCUUUUGAGAUCGUCUAGCGAAAAUUUAGAAACAAAAAGUGCUAUUAAGAGGAGGAACCUCUGAAAAAGAAGAAGGACCUUUGCCGAAAUUAUUAAAUUAAUGGUAGUUGUAAAUAUGGAGAUCAAGUAAUUUUGUUUAAAUCUUAAUUAGUGUUUUUUUAUACAUACCCCCGCAAAAACUGAAAACAACAGUUAUUCCACAGCCUCUACUAAGACUAAGCCUUGUAAGCGCUAUUUUAGUGGGUUUUGCUGUUUUGGACCUAAAUGUUAGUUUUUACAUAAUGAAUGUAUUGAUCUUGUAGAAUAGAGGGAAUUCGUAGAAAAGCAAUUCAAAGAAUUGAAAUUGAUGGUUCCUUUGCAUCCAAGUAAGUGUAGAAAGCUAAUUUCUAGAAAAACUAGAUUAAUCUACAAGGUUCGAUUUAUAGAGAUUUCAUCAUCUUUAUAAAAUAUUCGGAAGGAAACUGAACUUCAAAAGAGAUGAUUUGGUAAUGAACAACUGUAAAAGGUAUUGAGUGAAUUGAUAAAUAGUCGAUUAAAAAUAUUUAUAUCAGUUUGUAGAAAGUAGGAUAGAUUUGAAUAAUUGUUGAUGUCUAAUAAUACUAGUAGAAAGGAGAGUGAGCAAUGUUGA